Messenger RNA from Hippoglossus stenolepis (Pacific halibut), 15063 nucleotides. It is a transcript of the gene syt7a, whose product is annotated as synaptotagmin VIIa. Bases 3659 to 5248 code for a protein of 529 amino acids. The transcript has 11 exons. Gene Ontology annotation, cellular component: axon; synaptic vesicle; membrane. The record is from RefSeq and is a predicted model, not a curated record. NCBI's taxonomy places the organism in Eukaryota, Metazoa, Chordata, Actinopteri, Pleuronectiformes, Pleuronectidae. Gene Ontology annotation, molecular function: calcium-dependent phospholipid binding; calcium ion binding; SNARE binding. Gene Ontology annotation, biological process: regulation of calcium ion-dependent exocytosis; vesicle fusion; cellular response to calcium ion.
CAGUGUGUGCUGUUUGGCUGGUGGCUCUUUGUGGCGUCUGUGGUUGGUGUCAACGCAAGCUGGGGAAGAGGAAUAAGCCGGGAGUGGAGACAGCAGACACUCCAGAUUCAGCACGUGGGCGAGGGGAGAAGAAAGCCAUCAAUGAUCUAGACAGAGACUUUUGGAAUAACAAUGACAGCAGCACAGUGCAGCAGAAGUGGAGCUCCUAUCCUCCCAAGGAGUUCGUACUAAACAUUUCUCCCUAUGCUCCAUAUGGAGAUCCUCGCCUCACACUCAAGUGAGUCUUGGUCUAAGGCUGGUAAGAGACUUUUCCCCUGAGCAGGGCUGUAACGAGGCAGGGGCAGUGUCACUCUCCCUUCCCUCUCUUCCCCUUUUUCCUCUGCUUUCUGUUCACCUCCCUGACUUCCUCUCCUCUCCGCUCCUCACUCCAUCAAUCCUUUCUGUGCAGUCACCACCACUAUAGCCGCUCAUCAAAUUGAACAGCUGGAUAUGGAUGUUAUAACAUCAGACAUUAAAUCCCCCUGGUUUAAUGGUCUUUAUAGUUUUUAUAUUCUCUAGGACAAAAUUUACUGAGGGGUUCCUGGGGUUAUGUGGCCAGGGGCCUUUUGAGCGAGCCACAUGUCAGACAGUGGCAGAAUAUAAACACAAUUCUAGACUUUAUUAUUAUGGUUGAAUAACCCUGUUCCCAUCCACAAUAGUAAUAACCGCAACAAUAACAACCCACCCGAUGUCAGCACACUGGAGGGCACAAAUGGUACUAAUGAUUACUCAUAAUCUGCUCGGGAAAUGUGAGCAUAGGAAAAUGUCAUAUACGAACAUUACAGCGUCCCUGUGACAGCCAUUUGACUAUCGCUGCGGCAGAGCGGCAGCGCGGCCCUGUAAGCCCCCCCAGGCUAAUUUCUGCUGCUACUCCUCACAUCCUGUCACCUUCUAAUGAACACAGAGGCACGUGUUCACAUGCCCCCCUACUCCCUACAGCCCUGCUGCUCCCACUAACUCCUGACCUCUAACCUCUCCCCUCUCUCCCAUGGGCUGUAACCAUGGAGACGGACAACCCUCAUAUAGCCCUCCUUUCCAAAAGACAUGUGUACACUUUAACCCGCCUUCUCUGUAACCUGUGCAUCUCCCUGUCCUCUUGCUUGUAUCAACUGAAAUUUGCCUCUUUUUUUGUUAGUUUGUCGUUGUUGUGGAGGGUUGACCGUUUACACCAGGUUGCAGUGUGGUGCCAGUGUUCACCUGUGGUUCACAUCCAUCUGUGGCUUCUCUCUGAUCCCCAUCAACCCUAAUUGCAAACGUUUGCUGCACUAACACUGUGGCACUCCAACUUCACCCACUGUCAAUCACAUUGAGAGAUACAGUGUUUGUACUUGAUGCAAUUUAAGUCAUUUUUUACUCACUAUAGGCACUUGAAUCCAAUAAAGCCCUCGCAAGGUCAUACUUAUCUCCCUGCCGGCACUGAGAGGCCUCUGAGCUCAGACAUCCUGCUACCAGGCAUCUGUCUGAUAAACUGUCUAAUAACUGGUCAUCUUUAAUAGACCUAGCCGUUGUGGACUGUGUGUUAAAUUGCCUGCAGAAAGGAGGUAGUGGUGUGUUUAUGAACACUGUGGAUAUAUGGAUUACUGUCUGAAAACUCUGCCUGAGGAUGGUGGCUGCUGAUCUCAGGAAACCAGCUUGAGAGCCCAGUGUCUGUAGAAGUUCUUUUUUUUUUUUUUAAGAAAACAAAAAACCCUCAAGGUUGUAAUUUUUUGUUCAUAGUUUCUCCUCGGGCUGGCGGUGAAAAAUAAAUGAACUUUUCACUGCAGUAAUGGUAAAAUGAGUUGUUUUAUCAGGUGUGGGUGAGCCAGUCAAAAGGGCCGGCAUUUUAAUUAAAAUAAGAAAACACUGAAAAGAUUUUUUUUUUCACUAGCAGAAACUGGCAGACCUCCUAACUUGAACCAAUAAUAUGUUGCUAAAGUCAACAGACAGCUGGAAAAUCAUUUUCCUGUUCACGAUCAUCUGGAGAUCAGCAGCUUUCAGUCACAAUGGGCCUCAUCUAUCAAACAGGUUUAACCUCCCUCGCACCUUCAAUCUCCAAGAGAUUUAUGAAUAUGAGUUUAAAUUCUAACAUUUUUCACUUACAUUUGGACUCCAUGGUGAGCCUGCAAUUUGCUAAAUGUCAGCGGCAAGUCAAAGCACUCUCGUGAAAAAAUGGUCGUUGACGUAAGCAUUUUUCAAAUGUAGCUAUUGAGUUUGGUGAGUUAUAAUAUACUUCGUCGAUCUGAUUGGUUUGAGAUGAAGAAAAGUGUCAGAGAUUAUGUAUUUGAUAUCCGUAUAUCUUUUAAAUAAAGAGGGAAGACUUUCACCUUGUGCUCGGCUCGAUAAAUGAGGCCCAUGACUCCUGUGUUGACUGUUGCUCCGGCAGUGUCAUCCGUGCUCUGGUUGUGAUUGAUGACUUAUCCACGUGCACUGUCAGGUCAUUUGGUCAGAAUGAAAUGCGAAAGGUGACCUUCAAAGGGACAUGAUGUAAGAGUAGCACCCACCCACACCGCCACUCCACUUCCUCCCUUCCCAUUCCAGGCAUACACACCAGGCGACAGUGUCUUUCUGUGUUUCUCCUGUUUUGCGUCUCCCGGAGCAGGAGCACCAUGCAUAUUAAUGAAAUGUAGUCAUGUCACCAGAGGGCACUACUGUGCUUUAUUUUUGAUCAUCGCUGCUUUUUUAGAGCAGACGUGACAUUUCAAACCCAAAACCAGUUUAUUUAAAUGAAAUCUGAGUUGACAACUGCUCUUAUUUAUGAAAGGUGGUUAAUCACUGGAGGUUGAUAUGAUUAGAUUUCCCUCAUGAUGUUUCCCUACUCUGUGCUGCAGGUAUUUCACUGCUUCCUGUUUAUGGAUGCUAAGCAGUUAUCAGAUGAACAGAUUGAUAUCUAAAAAUAGAGUGGGACGGUGUCUUACAGGAACAGAUGCACUUGUAUUGAACUGAAUGUCACUUUGGAUGACUUCUCCCAAUGAGUCGAUUACUCGCCCGUGAGGCACUUUGCUGCACGUCUUCUAUUGAAUUGCCUCGUAUAGCAGCAAAUCUCCAGCCUCAAAUGCCUUAAAUGAAUGAGAAAAUGAGAACAAAGUGACCAGUGUCCACACACUGAUGCCAGCUCGUGAAUGCUGGCAGCUGCACCCCUGGUCCUCCAGGCCCAAAGGAGUCACUUCUCGCUGGUUUUCCACCCUUCACAGGCUCCUUCUUCUCCUCCUCCUCCUCUUCCUCCUCUUACCUUCGCUCCACUCCCUCAUCUCUCUCUUUAUCCACACUGGACCUUUUCAUCCACGUGCCUGAAAAACUAAACCUGUCCUCACCCCGCCACACACAUACACACACACACAAACACACACACACACUCUACUGAUCUGUCUCACCUCCUUAUGUAGUUGCUCAAUCUAUUUUCCUGUGUGUGUGUUGUGUGUGUGUUUGUGUCUCUCUUUCUCCAACUCUUUUGCGUGUCUUUACUUGUCUUUUUCUCCUCUGCCUGUCGUUAUUCUCCCUCUUCUAUACCCUCUGUCCACCAUGGGACCUCCGCACCCUGUCUCUCUCUCUCAGUGGGGCAGUGUCAGGGGGUCAGAAGGGGGCAGCAACUGGGCAUGGGGAUGAUGGGGGGGGUCCUAAUCGCAGUGACAGCGUGAAGAGCAUGGUGACAGAGGGAGUGAAGGCCGGGAGGUGGCAGACUGUCCAGGGCCACAUGCAGUCUGGAGGACUGAGACCCAGCAACUUUGGGGAUCCAGUCCUAUCCUAUGCAUCCACUUUGGAGCACAUCCCUUCUGGGCCGGCCCGGCCUCGGACACUCUUGCGCCAGCAGAGUCUUCAGCAGCCUCUCAUCCAGCCGCCGGGCCCCGGUCUCGCACAACCUCCCACCACAUCCCAGAGCUUGGGACAAUUACACACUGCACCUGGACAGCCAGGGGGAGGCGGGGGUGCUGGGCGAGGAGAGGGAGGUGGCAGCGGUGGUGAGGGUGGGGUUGCAGGUACGCGAGGCGGUCCCCGGGGUGCGCGGGGCAGCCCAGCAGGAGCAGGUGCCUCUCGCUAUAGGGGAGGUGGAGCAGCAGGGCGCUCACGUGCCAAUCCUGGCAGCUGGGAUUACAUGAUGGACCAGAUGCGGAAUCGAGGCCUGGAUGCCAAGUCCUUCUUUGAGGGGAAGAUGGUGGUCCUGGCUUUGGCCAUUGGUGUGGCCGAGCAAGAUGACUUUGCCAAUAUCCCUGACCUGCAAGAAACAGCGCAGGCAGCACCAGCGGCCAAUCAGGAGCCCCCUCCUGAGAAGAGGGGCAACAAACCAGCUAACAGCCCCAAAGGCCAACCCCCUGAUGCUGACGGUCACUCCUCCGUAACUGACCUGGCCAAUUCUCUCACCGGAGACAUGGUGAUGUUGUCCCCUGGUUCGGAGGAUGAUGACGGCGAAGGGCCCAUCAGUGAGAAGCUGGGCCGGAUCCAGUUCAGCAUAGGUUACAGCUUCCAGAACACGACUCUCACUGUCAAAUUGCUCAGGGGCCAGGACCUGCCGGCCAAAGACUUCUCUGGCACCUCCGACCCCUUCGUCAAGAUCUACCUGCUGCCUGACAAGAAGCACAAGCUGGAAACCAAGAUCAAGAGGAAAAACCUCAACCCCCACUGGAACGAAACCUUCCUUUUUGAAGGCUUCCCGUAUGAGAAGGUUAGAGAGCGCACUCUCUACCUUCAGGUGUUGGACUAUGACCGCUUCAGCAGGAACGACCCCAUCGGAGAGGUGUCGAUCCCCCUCAACAAGGUGGAACUGGGCCAGAUAAAGACUUUCUGGAAGGAGCUCAAGCCCUGCAGUGAUGGCAGCGGGAGACGAGGAGACCUGCUGCUGUCACUCUGCUAUAAUCCCUCUGCCAACACCAUCACUGUGAACAUCAUCAAAGCCCGCAAUCUCAAAGCCAUGGAUAUCGGGGGCACCUCAGAUCCAUAUGUGAAGGUGUGGCUGAUGCAAAAGGACAAGCGUGUAGAGAAGAAGAAGACGGUGACGAUGAAGCGCUGUCUGAACCCCAUAUUCAAUGAGUCCUUCCCCUUCGAAGUGCCCGCCCAUGUGCUGAGGGAGACCACCAUCAUCAUCACCGUCAUGGACAAGGACAGGCUCAGCCGCAACGACGUUAUUGGCAAGAUCUACCUAUCAUGGAAGAGUGGACCGGGGGAGGUGAAGCACUGGAAAGACAUGCUCGCUCGGCCGCGUACUAACGUCGCCCAGUGGCACGCUCUCAAGGCCUGAUCGAGCCGCCCAGCUUCCUCCAUGGCCUCCCCUCCCAUCUCCUGCCGCCCCCCUUCUCCUCCUCCCUCCUCCUCCUCCUCCCUCCUCCCUCCUGCCUCCUGCCUCCCCCUCCUGCCUCCCUCCCCCUCCUCCUCCCACUCCCGUCCUUAUGCACAAGACUGACUUGCUGCCAGGCUGCGAAACACGGGUACAAUUAGCCAUCUGCUCUCUUAAACCUUUAAACUCUUUGCUUUCAAAAUCUCUAUUCCUCUCUGAAAAGUCUCUCUCUCUCUCUCUUCAUUUGUUCCUUCCUCUCUCAUAUACGGCCGUGUCUUUGAUUUAAGCCUCUCACCCUUUUUCGCCGAUGGUCCCCCUGUUUCUGACUGUCUGUAUGUCUGUCUGUCCACAUGCACUUUGCCUGCGGAGGUCUCCGAUGUUCCGUUUCUUUGUCGACCCCUUGGUUCUGAACUGCACUGCAGCCCCCUGACUAAUUCAAGGUGCCGGUCCCGUGGGAUCACAGAGAAUCUUAUUAAAACCUAAUCUCAUAUAAUCCUAUUGUAUUGACUAUUCCAGGUACACAUAUAUACAUAUACAUGCUAAUAUAAAUGGCGUUAUAGAUUGUCAGAACCCCCCCCCCCUAAAAACAUGAGUAGUAUACAGUAUGUUAUCCAUAACCUUUCUGCAGUUUCUCAUCCCUCCCCUCUCUUCAUUUGUCACCUCGUUCUUGUCAUCUGUCUCAAGUGAACUAUAUCCUGUCCUCCAUUUCUGUCCUCCCUCCUUUUACUCAAAAGUGGUUUAAUGUUCAGCUGAAGUUGUCAGAAGCAAUCAAUACUCAGUUUGUGAUGCGACUAGCUGAACUCGGAUGGAAUUGUUGAUACUGCUCUCUCUAUCUCUCCCUCCCUCCCCCUUUUUCUUCUCUAUAAGCUUCUUCUUUCUUUCCCCCUUAUUGUUCCCUUUUUCUCUUCCUCUGGCACAAUAUUAGCGAACCCCUCCUCGCCCCCUUUUUGGACCCCCCACCCCCUCGUCGUCUGUGUGCUGUGGGUGCUGUGCCGUAGCUCCAACAAAAAUAGAGAUUAAAAAAAGAAAAUACUUAACUAAACUGAACUUUCCGACGUUUGGAAAGCGGGAACACAACAAACUUGUGAAAUGGAUCGCUCCUGAUUUUUCCAGACAAAACGGCCUGACAUGGAGAGAGAAAAAAGAAGAUGAAGAACAAAAAAAAAGUAACCAAGAUACGAUGAUGUCAUUUUUCACAGCAUCACCAACUGAGGAAACAAAUUAAAAAUCUUCUUCCAAUGUUUAGAUCGAAACAGAAGCAAAAAGCAGAGUUUGUGCUGUUGGUGCACGUGUGUGCUCACUUCAGUCUGUUUAUUGAUGCUAUGAAUUCUCUGUGCUGCCCUGUGCUCUGGCUUUGUGCUGACGGGGGUCGAACUCCAGCAGUUUUGACCUGUGUGGCUGCCUUACUGCGUGUGUUCAUGUGUGUGUGGGUGUGCGUGGGUGUGUGUGUUCACAGGAACAACAUAAUUCUGACUCGGCAGAAACCUUCUUCUCUUUUCUCUUUCUCAUCUUGCGCUCUUCUUGCUCUUCUUAUACUGCCAUUGUUUCCCCAACCUCUUUUACUGCCCUGCCUUCUAAAUGAGGGGAAGUUCUAUCUGCACUUUUUGAAAAUGUAAUAACAAUAAUAAUGAUGAUCGUUUUGAUGAUGGCUAUAGUACUGGUGGAAAUGAAGGGUGGAGUAUCUGAGAGGGUGAGGGAGAGGCGACGUCUGCUCUGUGAUUUCAGGGUCUGGAGAUGGAGUGGGGGACACAGAGGAGGGAUGUAGGGCUCUCAUCCUCCUCUCUUUUUUGUUCCUCUUGUUUUCCUCGGUGCACCUGUGUACAUGUGUCUGUGUGUGUGUGUUUGUAUGUGAGCUACCAGACUCCCGGGGGCAGGCUACUGGUGUCUGAAAUGUCAGACCAGAAUGGAGAGAUCAGGCCCAUCUGCUUGUCACGUGGGGCCGGCCCACACUACAGUGUUAUUACACAAUGUGUUGAUCAACAGCAGGCCCGCUCUGAGCGCUCAGAGUCUGUAUCUGCCCACGAUGCUGAGCAGGAGCCGCGUGUAGAUGUGGGAACAGGGAGACAGAUGUGCAGUUUGGCUUUAACGCAGGAAGAAAAACAGGACGACAGCGCCUCGUCUGAGUUUUAGUUGUUGUUCACAGAAACUAUGAACAACUGCGUGUCACACACAGUGGUUGUGAUAUUAGAUGACGGUCUGAUCUGCCGCUGUGAGACGCUCCCUGAGUGUUUGACAGCAGCACAGAGAGCACUGGGGCUGGUGCCCGUAAAUAAAACAAAAAGCAGCGAUGCGCAUAUUGUCAGUUAUCAAGAGCCUCUCACACAGAUGUCUGCUCCUUCGUCGUCUUACUCCUAACUGAGUGUGUUUGUACAUUCAUAAAAAGCUGUGAAGCAUAAUAAUCCAGUCUCCUCGCUGUUUUUCUUAUUUUCACUGCAGUGACUUUGAUUUUAUUUCUAAAUGAGCAUCAACCUUUCAAACAUCUCUCAGGUUUACACUGAGCAAGCAAAAAUAAUGUGUUUUUCACUGCUUCUGUUAAUAGUGUUUGUUGCUCCUACUGACUCUGGCCCCAUUAAAGCCUGCAGGUCCUGCAGUGGAUUUAAUCUUCUCUUAUCUAGCAAUAAUUUGAUAGUAUCUCGUGUUUUUGUGCUCGUUUUGAUUUAUGCUAAUGAUAACCCAAUCACCGUGAGACAAAUUGAAAGAUAGUCUAAUCUUCACAAGGUUUGUCCUGUGUGCUGUGCUGUGAGUGUAUUUUGGGCGGUUGUGCUUCACGUGAGCCGCGGUGCUGUCCGCUGUGAUGCACUGAUGUAAAUGGGCCUGACCACUCAAACCGCUUUACAGUUUUAUUACACACACAUAUUCACACAGUGCAUCUAUGGGAAGCACUUUUUCUAUGAGGCACGCAAAUGUUGCAUGUAGAGAACUUGAGAACAGAGAGAGGUCAUUAGUGCUAAUCACAGCAAUGACUUCAUUGGUCGUAUUCGAUUGCUUCUAGAAAACAGAUUAAAGAGACUUUGGUAUCAGCUGAUCCAGUCCAGCACCCUUCAGAACAAUUGGCCAGCCGUGGAACAGGGCACACUGUUUGGACAGGCACUGCCUGCAGUGUCACAGCUCAUUACUGAACCGUGAGGUGGUCAGAAAGGAGCAAUAUCUGCCUCCUCGGACCUGAGGGACUCGCUGUGUGCAUGGACAACCCUUGCUUAGAAUAAUACAUGACGCGCGACGCUCUCCUGAGCAGCGAUGAGGAUGAUCGACAGGGAUAAAAACUCAUCAGUCGAAAUGAGGAAAAUAAUCAGUGGGCGAUCGUAGUGGAAGCUGUGAAAGCCAAACCUGGUUUGAAUAAGCAGGUGUGCAGGUGAUGAGUCAACACAAUACGUCCGCCGUUUCCUUUCACCGAGAUUACAUCUUGCUCAAGGAGUGAUAAAUUGUUAUGCUAAGGGGGUUUACAGUGCUUUGUCAUCAGUGACCCUGUAAGCUGGGGGAUAUGGUUUUAUUUUUAGUAACAGGCAGCACAGUGUGAUGCCUCUGAUCCUCCAGGGAGACUGGGGGCUGGGGGCUGGGAGGGUACAGGGUUGGGCUUUUAAAACUUACAACACCGGGAGCUUUUGCAUACAGACAACUUCUUAGUCCUAAGCAUUAUAUUUUCCAUUCUUAAAAGUUCUCUAAAAGUUCCUCAAUAGGCCGGUUAUCAAAUAAUUAGCCCUUUGGGCGAAGGCAGGGAGUUACUGAGCAAACUGUUACAAUGAAAAUGUGCUUCUUAUGUAAAAUUUCUUAACCUCUUUUGUUUUGUUGACAUCGGCUUUUCUGUCCCAUUGUUCGAGCUCCCAUAGACCCAAGUGCUAAAUGAAAUAAUGAUAAUCGCUAAAUCAACAUUUUCCUUUACUACUGGCCUUAUUAAAACUUCAGUUCAAAAUCACAUUUAUAAGCUUUUCUCAUUAAAUAACAUUUAAUGAAGAGUCAAACUCAUAAAACAAUGUAAGUACAUGUUAAAGAGAGCAUCAGAUUUAAAGAAAGGACUCUGUACUUUGCAAAGAGUAGUUCUGCAGGUACCUACAACUUAUCUUAACUAGACUAAAACAAGACUCAGAUUCAGACUCGGCAGGUUUAGUUCCAACUGCACUCGUCACAGCAUCAGUUUGAAGUUGAUAGGAUGAGAAAAUAGAGGGACAGACAGACAAAGAUUUCUGAAUUUGUUGAUAUCUAAAAAGACAAAAUCAGUCAAGUUGUGCUGAGGGUCAUAGCCACUCUAUAAAAGUCACUAUUGCCUCUAAAAACAGCCAGAAAUACAGUGAAAUGUGACUGUAACACUGCCAAUCGUUGAAUAAGAUACUAAUUGAAGUCACACUUUAGGAAACCGAGUGUGUCAGAGCUGCAUAUAAUUUAUCACAGAGUCCAGAAAGUUCCACACAAAAAAAACAGCAGUCACUCGGCAGCUCCAUUAAAACGGAUGGUAAGCUCAGAGCCAAACAGUAUAAAGGAGAAAGCAAUUUCCAAAUCCCACUUUUAUUUUACUGCCACCUGUCUCACACCUCGAAACUUAUUGCAUUUUGUUGGCAGCAACAGUGUCAGCAAUGACCUUCAACAAUCCCUGGCUCAUGAAUACAGCGUGGUGGCGGCGGCGGCGCAGCUACUCCCAGUGAGGACUGCUGUCAGACUAGGUGCACUUCCUCUCCUCGCGCUCAGCCCCGGCUCCGUCUUCCAUCAUCGCUCCGCUCCCUGGCGAAGCCAACUGGUCGCUGCAGGUGUGGGUAAUUACUGUGUGAUUACUAAGGUUUAAUUUACGAUGACACACACAGAGAACACUGCCCACAACUUUGCCACGGAACACAGGCUCUAAAAACCAAUUUCCUUUGCCACUUAAAUUAAAUUUAUACCUAUUAUAUAUGUUAUUUCCUAAUUUUUCUUUCGAUCUGGAGAGUAUCAGAACACUUUUUGAAUAAAGUUUUUCCAAAUUUCUUAUUAUUAGAGGCUCAUUUACUUCUUUUAUAGUUAUAUGUAUAGUCACUUGCCUCUGGGGGUGGGCUAUGUUGGUUUCUGCGUUAUGUAUACAUCAGUGUGAUAAAAACGACCUAAAAUGACCAUCAUUGACAAAAGUUUUGGACUUUUUAGUUUGGUCCAUGUCCCAUCCACAAACAUGGAGCAGGCAGGGUUUGUGACCUCUACUGCAGUCAGCCACCAGGGGGAGAUCGAGACACAUUGGCUUCAGUUUUGCGGAGCAGUCAUAUCGUCCAUCUUUAUAUAAAGUAUAGUUUGACCAAAUACCUGCAAAAUGAAUGACAUUACCCAUCGGCCUCAGCUGCAUUUAGAACUAACUGGCAGAAGUUAGCAUGCUAAUAUGCUAUAGACUCUUACUCUAUGUAUAAAACUUUAUUGCUGGAUAAAGUAAAAUAUCCAUCACCUGGACUCCCAUCUUCUCUGAGAUGUUUAUUCCUCCGUGUUCUCCCAAAUUAAUCAUUGUCACCAGCAGCCUCCUCCUCCUCUGUUUACUUUCUAAAUAACUAAAAGCUUUAUUGGCUGAUGGGGUCACACCUGUUUGCCAAGGGAUAAGUAAGAUAUUCCUCUGAGCCUGAUGAUAUUAUGUGUCCUUGUCGCACGCUCUGAAGCCCCUUUCUUUCUCUUCACUGGUUUUCCUUGAUGGAUAUGGCUUCCUCAAGAUGAGCGUCAAUGACUCACUCUAUUGGAAAGGUGCCUGCUUUGCAGUAGUUUGGGCGAUAUUGAAUUAAGGGUACACUGUGCUUUAUGGGAGAACUUCAGGUGUGUGUGUGUGUGUGUGUUUUAAAAUCAGGCUGUAGUAAUCUCAUCCCAGUGGGACUGCAGUGUAGCUUUUAUUCUGCUGAAUCAUAUUAUGACAGCGCAGGCAGCCCAGAAGUGUCCCGGGUCACCUUUGUCAUGUGUCCAGUCCGUCCUGUGAGUCUCGCCCUGCGCAGACAGCCCUCGCCUCCUCCAACCACCCUCUCCAUUGUUUUAAGCAUCUGGUGAAAACCAAUGUGACUUCUCCCAAUCAGGGUUCAAGUGAGCAUUCUUUGAAUGGUAACAAAAUGAAUAUGAAAGACAAUAAGUAAUAAUAUAUAUAUUUUUUCCUUUUUUGUUCACAUUUGACUGUUGGUCAGUGUGUACGUAUGUGUGUGCUUGGUGUUCUUGUGUUGGGUUUAUUUCUUUACAAAAACGUGAUAAGAAACUCCUUCUGUUUUUGAAAAACUUUAUGUAAAUAUCGUUGGUGAAAACUAACAUUUGUUGUAUGCCGAGUUUGUUUUCAUUUGUCACUUGAAAUGAUAAAGAAAACAAAGAUAUUCAUGAAUAACAGUGGUGAUGUUGAUGAUGCUGAAUCUGAUUAUAACUGCCCUUCUUGAAUAAGGGCUUUUGAUGUCCGCUGUAUAAUUGUUGGAGGUGUUUGAGGUUCGGGGCAAGAGAAACAAAGGGAAGGAGUGAUACCCGACACAUCCCAGGCCCACUGUAGCAACACUGCCACAUGCCUUCAUACCCUUGACCCCACCCCACCUGUCCCCACCUCCCAACACACACACACUCACACACAAACACACACACUUCCAGGAAAUAGACGUAGCCUGUGUCAUUUACACCGUAAAAGCAUCCAUGUACUUUAUUACAAACAGAGUCUUCCCUGGCUGUGUGAGGGAACUGUUCACCUCCCUGUGGAGUCACUCUGCCAUGGCCGCCUGGCAUCACAUCUCACCCUGUCUGCUUACAGGCUUGGGGAUUUACUGUAAUGCCAUUGUGUUAGACGGGAUUGGCCCUGUACUGACACUGAUGAUGCCUUCCAUUGAAUUUGAAAUCAUAAUUGCUCAGCUGGAGGCCAGACAUGGGGACGGACAGGCACGUAUGGAGGAGGGAGAGGAGCUCAAAGUGAGAGAACAUACAUCAUCCAUCUGAUCUGACACAGUAAAGACAAUUUGCAUGCUUGUAUUUGGGGUUGGACUCCGGAUUAAGCACCGCUGACUGCUGUGAACUUGCCACAUAAUAGGCCCGUCUCUUGCUCCAGAUAUUUGUAAGAACUCCUGAAAGUAGAACACAGGAUUAGACUAGGAACCAUCACAUGCCUGACAGUAGAAAUUAGGGGUUUAAUCAUCAAAUAAAAUGAGGGAGAAUAACACUGAUCUCUCUAAAUAUCUAAAAUAUGCCCUUUGCAGUCUCAACAUGCAAUUUAACCAAAAUUGUAAAAAUGCACCAGGGCUGCAGUCCAAUUAUUUCCCCUCUUUUCUAUAUGCCACCGCCCUAUGUAUCUGGCUGGGUCUGCAUACAGUGCAGGGAGGGAGCUUAUCAAUUUCGUAUUACUUUUUUGGACCGUCCCUGCUACAGACAUGAUACAGUACAGCAGAUACUCCCAGCAGCCGUCUGCAGGAAGGACAGGGGAUACUGUCCUGCCUUCAUUUGUAAUACCAUCCUUUAGAGGGAGUCUCACAGGGAGUCCGAAAAUACAAACACACACACACACACAGUCUGCCAUUUAUCGAUGCACUGAAAUCAAAUUCUCACUAUUUUCCCUAAAUCCAGACCCUUCAGAACACUUCUUUCGUUUCUUGCUGGUUGUAAAUAGUCUUUGUGAACCUGUUAGAGCAGCCUCUAACUCCUGCCAUAAUGUGGAUAUUUUUGAUCAGGUAGGUAAUAAGCAAUACACUAUAAUUGAUCGUAUAUACGCCAUACUUUGAACUAUUACUUACCGAGUCGGAUUGUGACUCCUCUUGCAUUAUGGGAUGUCGAGGGUAGCACUCCUGUUUCUUCACCUGCUUUCUCGGCUUGCCAUGGGGCCCACCUCUUCGACAAAGAGUGCUCUAACUCAAAAACACACAAUUGUGAUGUGUACAAUCUAAUUUAAUGUAUUUAUUUAUGUAUUUUUGCCAACUUUGUAUAGUGUAUAAAUAUCUAUAAAUAUAUGAAAAAAAGACAGUACUGUAUAGAUUUUAGCUGCCUGGUAAGGUUAAUAGUAUAUACUUGGUAGACUAAAAGAAAAAGCGUAGAGCUGUUCAAAAGCCAGUUAUUGAGAAAAUGCUUUCUGUAAAACCUGGUGCCACUGGCUCUUUUUAUAUUCUAGGUUUCGUUUAUGGUUCAUUUUUUUAUUUUAAUUUAUUUUUUUAUUCCAGCCAGUGGGAUCCAAAGUGUGUGUUGUUCUUCUUUCCGUCCGUUUCUUUGUUGAUCGGUUGGUUUGUUGUUUUUUCUUGACAAGACACAGCGAGGUUCUGGCAGCCAGGAGAGUGCAGUGGAACGCAGACUGGGACCCUGUGCAGUAGUGUGUGCGUGUGUGUGUGUGUGUGUUAUAGGUGUGCGUCCGUCCAUAGUAGUGCUAGUGCUCUCUGUGCAGUGCCUCCUCCCUCCCUCGCUCCUCCCUCGCUCUGAUGUAGUUAGUCAUGUGACGCAGUGCGUGUUAAGGUGCAGAAUGACUGUGUUUGCUGAAAGCUGGCAGAUGCCCUCUCUCUCUCUCACUCUUUUUUUGUCUCCCCCACCACACUUACACUCUGCUUCUUCAUCACAACGCUUCAGUUUAUCCUCCACCAAGUAUAGAUUUCCACUUCCUCCGCUCAAUUGUUCAUUUACUCUCCCAUUCAGCUGGCAAUGCGAACACCACCAUUGCAAUUCCCCAGUAAUCCAUGCUUCCUCAUCUAUCAGUGAUUCUUUGCCCAUUAGCCGCUCUCAUCCAUCACCCACCACAUUACCACCGUGUUUAUCUGCAGGACUCUGUGGACCAGAGAACGAUUUAGCACAGAAAAAGGAGAAUGGAUCCAUGCAACUCAUCCCCGGUCACACCUUCACGCUUUUCCUUGUUUGUCUGUACGGACUCAGAGGAGACGGGCAGCUGCCGGCUCUGCCCACAGAAAACACAAAGCAGCCAUAUUCAGAAGUCAAGCACAGAGCUGUGACUCAAAUCCAUGUUGUGGUGGCUUCACUGCUGCCCUGUUUGUAGCAGGAGAAAAGCCUUAAAGAUCGGACCAACUACACAAAAAAAGUAGUGGGAUAGAGCAUUUGCAGUGGACUAUUAUUACCUUCCCUUUCCCACACCAGAUUUAUUACUCAGUAUUCCGAUGUGUUGCUUGGUUGCUCUGUAUAUAUCUGUGUAGUACUUCUGUUGAUGUCCUUGUAUUAGGAUAGUAAUGGGUUCUUACUGGGUGUCCUCCGCGGACGUCCUCCUCCUCAUGCCUCCUCACAUUUCCUCCAAAACUUCAAACAUUCCAUCUGAAUCUCAAGCGAGAAGCGUUUUUGAGAUGAUUAGACUUCACGUUGGCUGAGAGCAAAACAGCAGAAUGACUGACCCACAGGUGUUUCCACAGAAGCCAUGAGAAUAAUCUAGAAGUCACGUCCCUCUGAGAACCGCAAAACCCGAAACUUGACUCCACACUCAGCGUGAAGACCCUCACGCACGCCCCUUUGCUCCUCCAAACCCACCUCCGCACUGACUACACCCGGCUCUGAGAGGUGCCUGGGUCACCGACUGGUUUGCGGAGCCACUGGCCUCCCAGGGGGAAGAGGAGGGUGAGGUAGUUGAGGAGGUGGGAGAGCCCCGGGAGGCGGCGGAGAGGCGCGGCGCUGUGGGUCACAUCCUGGGUCAGGAGGGACGGGAAGGAGGGCGUCUCGAGGUCAAACCCAGUAGCACUUUAGUUUUGCGUUCCAUGUUUUUUUAGCCUCUCCUGUUUUUUGGCCGAGCGGACUGUGAUCUUACUGGUUGAUUUUCUCGUUCUCCUCCACCCACCAGUGUUACAGAGUGUGUUGGGUGGACGGAGCCAUGGAGCUGAGCUCUGAUUUUGUUCCAUAUUAAAAAAUAAUUUUUACUA